AUGAGGCUCUGGUUGCUGCUAGUUUUGUCCAUUUGGGUGAGGCCUGAUCACGCUGACACCGCUGUGUCAAAUGAGCGGCGAGUUGUCGCACACAUGCCAGGUGACAUCAUCAUUGGAGCCUUAUUCUCUGUCCAUCAUCAGCCUCCCGCUGACAAGGUACAUGAGCGCAAGUGCGGUGCCGUGCGAGAGCAGUACGGCAUCCAGAGGGUGGAGGCCAUGAUGCACACACUGGACCGAAUCAAUUCUGACCAACAAAUCCUUCCUAACAUCACCUUAGGCUGUGAGAUUCGGGACUCCUGUUGGCACUCGGCUGUGGCUCUGGAGCAGAGCAUCGAGUUCAUAAGGGACUCUCUGGUCUCGUCUGAUGAAGCUGAGGAGUGGGGUGGGAUGAGUUCUUGGGGAGGAGGAGGAGGAGGAGGCGGCGGUGGAGGAGCGACAAUGAAGUGUGCAGACCCCGCUGCUACUCCAAUGAGGGGGAAGAAGCCCAUCGUAGGUUUAAUUGGACCGGGAUCAAGCUCAGUGGCCAUUCAAGUGCAAAAUCUGCUUCAGCUAUUCAACAUCCCACAGAUUGCCUACUCUGCCACCAGCAUGGACCUCAGUGAUAAGAGCCUUUAUAAAUAUUUUAUGCGGGUGGUGCCUUCAGACGCCCAGCAGGCACGAGCUAUGGUGGAUAUUGUCAAAAGAUACAACUGGAGCUAUGUGUCUGCUAUCCACACCGAAGGCAACUAUGGUGAAAGUGGGAUGGAAGCAUUUAAAGACAUGGCAGCUAAGGAGGGUAUCUGCAUCGCCCACUCAGGCAAAAUCUGGAGUAACGCCGGCGAGCAGAGCUUUGAUCGUCUGCUGGAGAGACUGAGGGCGCACCUGCCCAAGGCCAGAGUAGUGGCAUGUUUUUGUGAAGGCAUGACUGUUCGCAACAUCCUCAUGGCCAUGAGACGUCAGGCGCUGGUUGGAGAGUUCCUGCUUAUCGGCAGUGAUGGCUGGGCGGACAGGUAUGAUGUGACGGACGGCUACGUCAGGGAAGCAGCUGGGGGUAUUACCAUCAAGCUCCAGUCAGCUGAUGUGAAAUGGUUUGAUGAAUACUACCUUAAGCUUCGCCCUGAGAACAACCAUAGGAACCCUUGGUUUCCAGAGUUCUGGCAGCAUCGCUUUCACUGCCGACUGAAAGGUCACCCGCAAGAAAGCAACAAGUACAACAACACUUGUGGCAAACGGGAGUCCCUUCGGCAGCACUAUGCACAGGACACCAAGAUGGGAUUUGUCAUUAAUGCCAUCUACUCAAUGGCAUAUGGUCUACAUAACAUGCAACGUUCCCUCUGCCCAGGAUACCAGGGUCUUUGUGAUGCCAUGCGACCAAUAGAUGGUGCUACACUGCUGGACUUCCUGAUGAAAACUAACUUUACUGGCGUGUCGGGGGAGGGAAUCUUGUUUGAUGAAAACGGGGACUCACCUGGCAGGUAUGAAAUAAUGAACUUUAAAAAGAUGGGGAAAGACUACUACGACUACGUUAGUGUUGGUAGCUGGGACAAUAGUGGAUUGAAAAUAGAUGAUGAUGAAAUCUGGUCUAGCAAAAAUGUCAUCAUCAAAUCGGUCUGCAGUGAACCCUGUGACAAAGGACAGAUUAAGGUAAUCCGUAAGGGAGAAGUGAGCUGCUGCUGGACGUGCACUCCCUGCAAAGAAAAUGAGUUUGUAUUUGAUGAAUAUACCUGCCGAGCCUGUGAACUAGGCUCCUGGCCUAAUGACGAGCUUACAGGUUGUGACCCAAUACCAGUGGAGUACCUGCGGUGGGGAGACCCUGAACCCAUAGCUGCUGUGGUCUUUGCCUGUCUCGGUCUGAUGGCCACGUUCUUUGUCACUGCGGUCUUCAUCCGUUUUCGGGACACCCCUGUUGUGAAAUCCUCCAGCAGGGAGCUGUGCUACAUUAUUCUAGCAGGGAUCUGCCUUGGAUACCUGUGCACCUUUACCCUCAUAGCAAAGCCCCAUGUCAUCCACUGCUACCUCCAACGACUGGGAAUCGGCCUGUCACCUGCCAUGAGCUACUCUGCUCUUGUCACUAAGACAAACCGCAUCGCUCGGAUCCUGGCAGGAAGCAAGAAGAAGAUCUGUACAAAGAAGCCUCGCUUCAUGUCUGCCUGUGCUCAGCUGAUCAUUGCCUUCCUCCUCAUACUGCUGCAGCUGGGCAUCAUAGUGGCUCUUUUUCUUAUGGAGCCACCAGAGGUGAUCCAUGACUAUCCCAGCAUCCGCCAGGUUAAUCUCAUUUGCAACACCACUAACCUCGGAGUAGUUGCCCCCCUGGGAUACAAUGGACUGCUCAUCCUCAGCUGCACCUUUUAUGCCUUCAAGACUCGCAACGUUCCAGCUAACUUUAACGAGGCAAAGUACAUUGCUUUUACCAUGUACACUACCUGCAUCAUCUGGCUGGCAUUUGUACCCAUCUACUUUGGCUCCAACUACAAAAUUAUCACCAUGUGCUUCAGCGUCAGCCUCAGUGCCACGGUGGCUUUAUGCUGCAUGUUUGUACCCAAGGUGUAUAUCAUCCUGGCCAAACCAGAGCGAAACGUGCGCAGUGCCUUUACCACGAGCACAGUGGUGCGCAUGCAUGUGGGGGACGGCAAAUCAUCUUCAGCUGCCAGCCGUUCUUCCAGCCUGGUUAAUCUGUGGAAACGCAGAGGCUCGACCGCAGAGACACUCAGCUCCAACGGUAAAUCGGUUUCUUGGGCUCAGACAGAGCGCAGCAGUUCACAUGGCAACCACCUGUGGCAGCGGCUGUCCUUCCACAUCAAGAAGAAGGAGAACAACCAAACUGCAGUGAUUAAGCCCUUCUCCAAAAUCUCUGAGGAGCGGUACUGUGGUGGGGCCGACUUGCCGCCGCACGUCCCUUUGCCGUCCCUCCCGUCUAUGUUUUCCCUGCCCACUCAUCCUGACAGCGCCACAGAUAAAACCCUGUAUGAGCUGUCGGAAGCAGAAGAGCACUACUCCAUGACGUAUCGGCCGCAGACGCCGUCACCGAUCAGCACCGUCAGCCAGAGAAUCGGGGCAAGCUUAGGGGAGGAGUGUCAGAUGGUCGCCGCUCCUCAGUACUCCAGCAGCGUUUGCAGUGGCGGCAGCGGCGCCAGUAGUUGCGGACCUCCCAGCAGCGGUUCUGCUGCAGCUGGAAGCGAGGGCCGCCUGGUCGCUGUGGACGACUGCCCCGCAGUGCCCCACCAGAGCUCACUGAUGGACCAGAUCAGCUGUGUGGUGAACCGCUUCACGGCCAACAUCACCGAGCUCAACAGUAUGAUGCUCUGCUCCUCUCCUUCGCACUCGCACACACACAAACACACCCCACCCUCCCCCCAUCCCCAUGACCCUUACCUGUUACCCCGUGAGAUCCAAAUGUCCUCGACCCUCACCACCUACGCUGACGUACAGCCCCUCCCCCAUGUUGAGGCCGGCCGGGGUGGCUGUCUCGCUCACCCUCUUCCUUGUUCACCUUACCCCCUGCCGCCUCACCCUCAUGCCUCCCCGUCUCUCUCCCCCAUGCGAGGAAACCUGCCCACCUGUCUCGCCGACUCCCCACUGAUGAGGGCAGAGCUGGACGAGGAACUAAUUGCUUUAACUCCUCCAUCACCCUUCCGUGACUCUCUGGCUUCCAGCAGUAGUUCCCAAAGCUCAGAUACAGAUCUGUACGUUCCUCCGGUCCCUUCUCAUCCUCCACCGUCUCCCCCUUCGCCCAGAUACGCCAGACUGACACUCGGAAACUACAGUCAGAGCUCAUCCUCACUGUGA
This is a messenger RNA of Nematolebias whitei (Rio pearlfish), 3765 nucleotides long. It is a transcript of the gene grm5b, whose product is annotated as glutamate receptor, metabotropic 5b. Gene Ontology annotation, biological process: regulation of synaptic transmission, glutamatergic; trans-synaptic signaling by endocannabinoid, modulating synaptic transmission; G protein-coupled glutamate receptor signaling pathway. The record is from RefSeq and is a predicted model, not a curated record. Gene Ontology annotation, cellular component: postsynaptic density membrane. NCBI's taxonomy places the organism in Eukaryota, Metazoa, Chordata, Actinopteri, Cyprinodontiformes, Rivulidae. The coding region runs from base 1 to 3765 and encodes 1254 amino acids. Gene Ontology annotation, molecular function: adenylate cyclase inhibiting G protein-coupled glutamate receptor activity; G protein-coupled receptor activity involved in regulation of postsynaptic membrane potential. The transcript is spliced from 17 exons.